AUGGCCAAGGACGAAGGGAAGCUGCACGAGCGGGAAAGCAAGGAAGUCGCGGUCCUCAACGAGCGCAUUGAGCUCGAGACGCCGGCGCGCGGCUCGCAGAUGGACGACGUCGAGUCCUUCGACGUGCUGCCGCUCUCCAUGUCGACCAAGAACGGCCUCAAGCGCUGCAAGUUCACCAAGCCCACCAAAAUUCAGAUUGGCGCGAUCCCGCACGCGCUCGCCGGGCGCGACAUCCUCGCCGCGGCCAAGACGGGUUCCGGCAAGACGCUUGCCUUCCUGAUCCCGCUCAUCGAGAAGCUCUAUCGUCUGCGCUGGGACGUGGAAGAUGGUCUUGGCGGCCUCGUCAUCUCGCCGACGCGCGAGCUCGCGCUCCAGAUUUUCGAGGUGCUCCGCGGCUUUGCCAAGACGCACACGUUCUCGGCGGGUCUCGUCAUUGGCGGCAAAAACUUCCAGGAAGAGCAGUACCGCAUCAUCAAGAUGAACAUUCUCAUUGCGACGCCCGGUCGUCUCCUGCAGCACAUGGAACAGACGCCGAACUUUGACCUCUCCAACCUCCAGAUGCUCGUCUUGGACGAAGCCGAUCGCAUUCUCGAUAUGGGCUUCUCGACGCAGCUCGCGAGCAUCAUCGGUUUGAACGAGCCCGAGUACGUGGCGGUCCACGAAAAGUCGACGACCGCGACGCCGAGCGGCCUCACGCAAAACUACCUCGUGUGCGAAGUGGGCCAGAAGCUCGACGUGCUCUUCGCCUUUAUCAAGUCGCACCUCAAGCAAAAGACGAUUGUGUUUGCGUCGACGUGUCGCCAAGUGCGCUUCAUCCACGAAGUGCUUUGCAAGAUGCAGCCCGGCGUGCCGCUCAUGGCGCUCCACGGCAAGUACAAGCAAGGCAAGCGCGUCGAUGUCUACUACAACUUUUUAAACAAGCCGGCCGCGGUCAUGUUUGCGACCGAUGUUGCCGCCCGCGGUCUUGACUUCCCCAACGUCGACUGGGUCGUGCAGCUCGACGCGCCCGAAGACGUCGCCAACUACAUCCAUCGCGUCGGUCGUACCGCCCGCUACAACAAGAACGGCCGCGCGCUCAUGCAGCUGCUGCCGUCGGAAGAAGAAGGUCUCCUCAAGGGCCUCAACGAAGCCAAGAUCCCGAUCGCCAAGAUCAAGGUCAACCCGCAAAAGACCGCGAGCACGCAGGGCAAGGUCGCGUCGAUCGUCGCCGCCGACAAGGACCUCAAGCUCAUGGCGCAGAAGGCGUUCAUGUCGUACGUCCGGUCGGCCAUGGACAUGCAGGCGCUCGCCGCGUCGUACGGUCUUCCCCACGCGCCGCGCAUGCCCUUCCUCAAGGACGCGGUCCAGACGCGCGAAGCCAACCGCGAAAAGAAGAACGUCAACCGCAAGCUCCAGGCGCUCAAGGACAAGAUCAAGGCCGAGAAGCUCCUCAAGCGUCUUGGUGGUGCCAAGCCGCCGACCAAGGCCAACAGCGACGACGACGAGAGUGAUGAUGAGGACGAUGAUGACGACGACGCCAGUGACGACGAGUUGCUGGUCGUCAAGCAGCGCCACGACUGGUCCGGCAAGAGCGGUGACAAGGGCGAAGACGAGGAUCAGGACGACGAACAACUGCCCGAUUACGAGACGACCAAGGCCGCGCUUAAGAAGAAGCAGAAGAAGAUCCGCGUUGGCGCGGCCGCGCUCAACAAGGUGGUCUUCGACGACGAAGGCAACUCGAUGACGCCGUUCGAGCGCUUCUCCAAGGCGUCGGCGGUGGCGACAAAGGAGCUCUACGAGAACGUCGAGGCCAAGGCCGAGGCCUUUACGCAACAGGUCGCGGCCCGCCUCCAGCUCAAGGACGCGGAGGAUCGGCAGCUCGAGAAGGACCGUGUCCGCGCUAAGCACGCCAAGCGCCGCAUGAAGCUCAAGGGCGAGCGCGACGACGGCAGCGACGACGAGGACGACUACGACGGCCCGCGUCUCGCCGGCGCCAGCAGCGAUGAAAGCAUGAGCGGCAGCAACGGCAGCGACGAAGAGAACGAGGAGAGCGACGCGGGCGAAUUGGAAGAUCAGGAAGCUCUCGCGCUGCAGAUGAUGGCGCGCAAGAAGCGGCGCCUGGCAUAA
Messenger RNA from Saprolegnia parasitica CBS 223.65, 2106 nucleotides. RefSeq lists its product as hypothetical. Gene Ontology annotation, cellular component: nucleus. Bases 1 to 2106 code for a protein of 701 amino acids. The record is from RefSeq and is a predicted model, not a curated record. Gene Ontology annotation, molecular function: RNA helicase activity; nucleic acid binding; ATP binding. Gene Ontology annotation, biological process: rRNA processing. Lineage: Eukaryota; Oomycota; Saprolegniomycetes; Saprolegniales; Saprolegniaceae. The transcript is spliced from 6 exons.